AUGGGACCCAACGGCAACUCCAUAGCAACCUUGGACCACCACCACGACCACUACCAUAGGAUCUUCAUAGAUGAUGAACCUGAAAAUGAUGCUUCACUCAGCACUACAGAUUGUGGCUACUCAAGAGCCUUUGUGUUUCUUGAUAUAAUAUGGAACUUGACAUUUGUUUUGGUGUCUUUCUAUGUGCUUAUGACCACCAAUCAAGAACGACCCUCGACUCCCUCAAGUGAGGCAAUUGGAAUCACAGACUUCAUAAAUCCCAAGGACAUGGAAAAACCAGUUCACCAGAAAAUUAGGGAAUUGACUAACGGAGGUGUGCACUAUAGCUUUGAGUGUGCUGGAAAUUUGGAUGUACUCCGGGAGGCCUUUUUAUCCACCCAUGAUGGUUGGGGAUUGACAGUAGUUUCGGGGAUUCACCCAACACCGAGGAUGCUUCCUCUGCAUCCAAUGGAGUUGUUCGAUGGCAGAAGAAUCGUAGGAUCUGUAUUUGGAGACUUCAAAGGGAAGUCCCAAUUGCCACACUUUGCCAACCAAUGCAUGAAUGGGGAGGUGAAGUUGGAUGAAUUUAUCACUCAUGAGAUGCCAUUUGCCAAUAUAAACCAAGCUCUACAGCUACUUAUAGAUGGCAAAUCUUUGAGAUGUCUUCUUCACCUUUGA
Fraxinus pennsylvanica is the source of this 657-nucleotide messenger RNA. NCBI's taxonomy places the organism in Eukaryota, Viridiplantae, Streptophyta, Magnoliopsida, Lamiales, Oleaceae. The record is from the annotation of a GenBank genome assembly.